UGCUCUUCUCUUUUCCAGGCCAUGAGUCUGAAUUGUUCCCUGUGGCAGGACAACAGCGUGUCAAUCAAACGUUUUGCCUUUGCCAGAUUCUCUGAGGCUGCGGAGCAGUGCUUCCUUCUGUUCGCUCUCGUCCUGCUGAUGUUCCUAGCCUCACUGAUGGGCAAUGCUCUAAUAGCUCUGGCCAUCCGCACCAAUCCAGCUCUGCACACCCCCAUGUACUUCUUCCUGGCCAACCUGUCUUUCCUGGAGAUUGGCUACACAUCCUCGGUGGUGCCACAGAUUCUGCAGAACCUCGUGAUCAAGGCCCCGGCCAUCUCCCGGGAGGGCUGUGCCACACAGAUGUUCUUCUUCACGUUCUUUGCAAUCAGUGAAUGCUGCCUUUUAGCAGCCAUGGCUUUUGACCGCUACAUGGCCAUAUGUUCCCCGCUCCACUAUGCAACACGAAUGAGCCGUGGGGUGUGUGCCCGUUUGUCUAUGGUCUCUUGGGGGAUAGGCUGCACAGUAGGCUUGGGCCAGACCAAUUAUAUUUUCUCCUUAGACUUCUGUGGUCCCUGUGAGAUAGAUCACUUCUUCUGUGACCUCCCUCUAAUCCUGGCACUCGCCUGCGGGGACAUCUCUCGUAACGAGGCUGCUGUCUUUGUGGUAGCAGUCUUUUGUAUCUCCAGUCCAUUUUUACUGAUCAUUGCUUCCUAUGGCAGGAUUCUAGCUUCUGUGUUGACCAUGCCCUCCCCUGAGGGCCGCCACAAAGCUCUCUCUACCUGUUCUUCCCACCUACUCGUGGUGACCCUCUUCUAUGGCUCAGGCUCUGUCACAUACUUGCGACCCAAGGCCAGCCACUCACCAGGAGUGGACAAACUGCUGGCUCUCUUCUACACAGUAGUGACCUCCAUGCUCAAUCCCAUCAUCUACAGUUUACGCAACAAAGAAGUUAAGGCAGCUCUCCGAAGAACCUUGGGAAACAGACGGGUUUUGACUCUGGGAUAG
Molecule: messenger RNA, 984 nt
Organism: Octodon degus (degu)
Lineage: Eukaryota; Metazoa; Chordata; Mammalia; Rodentia; Octodontidae
Product: olfactory receptor 10C1-like
Exons: 1
Coding region: 22-984 (320 amino acids)
Biological process (GO): G protein-coupled receptor signaling pathway
Cellular component (GO): membrane
Molecular function (GO): G protein-coupled receptor activity; olfactory receptor activity
Source: RefSeq, a predicted model, not a curated record